GCACAUUCACAGCUGAACUAGUUCAAGACAUGAUCGACAAGUCCAUCACAAAAGCUAAUGCAGCCCUGAAAGAGGAAAUUGGAACGGAAAUUCAAGAAAUACGGGACGAGCAGAAGAGACAUCGCAAACAGAUGCACAAAUUCAGUGGGACGCAAAAAAGCAUACUGGGAGGACUUGGCGAGAUAUUGGGCAUAAUGAAAG
Molecule: messenger RNA, 201 nt
Organism: Amoebophrya sp. A25
Lineage: Eukaryota; Dinophyceae; Syndiniales; Amoebophryaceae
Source: the annotation of a GenBank genome assembly